Molecule: messenger RNA, 417 nt
Organism: Cooperia oncophora
Lineage: Eukaryota; Metazoa; Nematoda; Chromadorea; Rhabditida; Trichostrongylidae
Source: the annotation of a GenBank genome assembly
AAUUGCUUAGAUAUCGACGAGUGCAAAGUGCAACAUGGUGGUGGAUGUCAGCACGAGUGCGUCAACACAUAUGGAUCAUACAGGUGUCGCUGCCGUCCCGGUUUCACUCUCGCCGACGACGGUCGCUCUUGUGACGAACGAUUGACUGGAUGUCAAAUUGCUAAUGGUGGCUGUCAGCAUGACUGCUACGAUCAACCGGACGGUAGCCAUGUGUGCAAGUGUCGUGACGGUUACGAUCUAGGUGCCGAUGGAAAAAGUUGCAUUGGUAUGUUUACCUUGAAGUACUUGUUUUCCGCAAAUUGUAUCAAUACCUCUCAGAAGUUUAGAAGGUACUGCCAAAUGGAUUUUGCAGCAACUUCUAAAUUUAUCAUCGAUUGUAGUGAAAGGAAUGCGGUUAGAAGAUUCAAAAGAUUAUAG